UCAGGGAUUGCCCUAUACGGCUUCUUUCAGGCUAUAGGUUCCCCUGCCUCUGAUUGGAUUGGUUCCUUGUUGUCUUGGUGACGGCAAAAAAGGCGGGGCCGGUAACUGGGGAGCUGUUGUGGGUGCUGGAGGAUAAGUAACGGAAGAUCGGUCUGGGUGGAAUGUUGUGUUAGUGCUUUCCUUGCGUUAUCAUGGACGGGAGCUCAGCGCCGAUGGUUGGAUAAUGUCUAAAUAAAAAUGACUUGCUGAACCUUAAUUUAGAUCUUGGAUUGAAAAUGCCUGCAAUAGAGAGUGAGGCUAAAGCAAGAACAAAGUCACGUUUUGAGGAGGUCUUCCAAAGCUACUCUGCUCUAUCAGAAAAUAAGAAGUUCAGGAAGAAGAAGCAACCUGAAGAGAAUGUAGUACUUGAAACUUUCAACAAUCAAUCUUACAAAGAUACUUCAAGUGAAGUAGUAGCUGUUCAUACAAGCAACACACAGGAAACACCUUUUAGAAAGAAUAUAUUCAGGGAGCAGAUAGCAGCUGCUGAAAAAGAAAGCGAUGCAAGCAGCAAAGAGCACAGGAAAGCAAAGAGUGAAAAAAAGAAGAAAAAUAAAACAGAUGUGGGUGAGACCACUGACCAAAAUGAAUCCCAACCUAAAAACUCAGAGGGGACUAGUCAUAUUUUAGGACUUGAGGAGAAUCGGUUAAAACAUGGUAAGAGGAAGGAGAAAAGCGUCUUAAGAGAAGAAAGCUACCCAACCGAUUUUAAUGAUGAAGACCAGCUAAUUGAAGCAUACCGACUUCAGGUAUCACAGGAGGAGACCAAUGAAAUCAAGGAGAAGAUAAAAAAGAAACUACAGGCGCACCUCUCAGAACAUUUUAGCAGUGAUGAAAAUCCAAAUGCUGUAUUAGGCAAUCAAGCUGAGAAGAAGAAAAGGAAGAAGAAAAAAGACUUGGUGGAAACUGAACCAGAAACAAGCGUUAUGUCUUUGUCUGAACUGCAACACACACCGGCAGAAGUUGUCGAUCAUUCUCCAAUUCAUUCAUUUUCUGAAAACAUUGAAAAAACAGAAGAUCUUCCUAAACGUAAAGGCAAGAAAGCCAAGAAAAAAUCCCACACAGUGACAGAGAACAGUGAAGACAUUGAUGAAGAAAAAAGCAGCACUAAACGCGUGUAUGAUGAGAGCCUCGUUUUAGGAGUUUAUGUCCAUCGGGCUGAUAAAUUGAAUACUGACCUUGUCACAUCUCGGCCCAUGGUUAAGAUUUACCUAAUUGACCAAAAAACAGGUGAACAUGUCAAGAAAGAUUACAGUACUGAAGCAGCUUCCUCAUUGCACGACCAAGAAAGAAAUGAACAUAUUCUCCCUACGUUCACACAACCGUAUGACUUCAAGCGGCUAAAAACGCCUGCACCUGAAUGGGACGAGCAAAUCAUAUUUAACGAGCGGUUUACUUAUUUUUUGCACUUGAACAAAGACAGUCCAAAUGUUAUCAUUUUCUUUGAGAUUCUUGAUGUGGCCAAUGAGGAUGGUAAAAUCACAAAUUCAGAUUUUCAUGUAAAAGAGAAAGGAUUCCAUAAGAUUGCAUGGGCUUUUUUAAAGAUUGUAGGGGCUAAUGAAGUGCUUAACGUAGAUAAAAAGUUACGUUUACAACUUUACUAUCCUCCUCGAUACCGUAUUGCUUCCAGCAUUCCUGUGUAUGAUUGGUGGUUAAAAUAUCCCAGAAAUCUGUACCCUUCCACUUUGUAUGUGACCAUUAAAGGAUUAAAGCUGCCAGAUAAUGUAAAUUCGUCCACAAACCUGGGCUUUCCAUUUGGGAGUAGCUUAUCAAAUGCUGACCUGCAGCAAGAUGUUGCCAUGAAGGGGUCUGAUUCAGGCGAAAGUAAGCAGAAGGAAACAUUCAAGUGGACUCGGUUACCAGGACAGGCAUGUCGUAUCCCCAACAGGCAGCUUUUAUCUCUGCGUGCUGGACAAAUGGGAUGUUCUUUCGUGUGUUUCUCCAAUGAUGGAAGAACACUGGCUGCAGCGUUUGCAAACAGGGAUGGUUAUCCGAUAUGCUUAUAUGAAAUCCCUUCUGGGCACUAUUUGAGAGAGCUUCAUGGCCACCUCAAUGUUGUCUAUGAUCUGUGCUGGUCCAGCAAUGAUCAGCAUUUACUUUCUGCUUCAUCUGAUGCUACAGUCAGGCUGUGGAGAGUUGCUAAGGAAGUUUCAUCUGCCAUCAAAGUAUUACCUCACCCAUCUUUUGUUUACACUUCAAAGUUCCACCCAAUGUCUGAUGACCUGGUUGUCACUGGAUGCUAUGAUGCUGUGAUUAGGGUGUGGAAUGUAAAGGUGAAGGAGAUCAAUGGACAGCUUCUUCAAGAGUUUGAGGGUCAUAAAAGUUUCAUCAACACCCUUUGUUUUGAUGUGGAAGGCCUGCAUAUGUAUUCAGGAGACAGCUCUGGACUUAUUAUAGUGUGGAAUACCAGGAUUAGUCCAAGUCUGCAUCAUAAUCCAUCCGAGCACUGGGCUAUUUUAAAGGAAAUAAAAGAAACUGAUAUGAAAGGAAUUGCUGUGAAUCAAUUACAGGUUCAUCCAAAUGGGAGACGUUUGUUAAUUCAUACAAAAGACAGCACUCUCAGGAUUAUGGACCUCAGAAUAUUGGCAGCGAAAAAAUAUAUUGGAGCAACAAAUUACAAGGAGAAACUUCACAGUGCCUUUACACCAUGUGGAACAUUUGUCGUAGCAGGGAGUGAAGAUGGGAUGGCAUAUGUCUGGAAUGCAGAAACGGGCGAUCAGGUAGCAAAGUAUUCAGAGUUAUCCUACACAGCCCCUCUUCGAGAUGUUGCCUUUCAUCCUCAUGAACACAUGGUUGCAUUUUGUGCCUUUGGACCAAACCAGCCUAUCCUUGUAUAUAUUUAUGACUACAAAGUUGCCCAGCUUGAGGCAGAAUCGGCGCACAGUGAUGUC
Messenger RNA from Nanorana parkeri, 2930 nucleotides. It is a transcript of the gene AHI1, whose product is annotated as Abelson helper integration site 1. The transcript is spliced from 18 exons. The annotation marks the transcript as partial. Gene Ontology annotation, cellular component: ciliary basal body. Gene Ontology annotation, biological process: motile cilium assembly. Gene Ontology annotation, molecular function: protein binding. NCBI's taxonomy places the organism in Eukaryota, Metazoa, Chordata, Amphibia, Anura, Dicroglossidae. The record is from RefSeq and is a predicted model, not a curated record.